CAUUCUAUAUCUUGGCUUGUAUAUCCUUGUAUCGAUUAAUAAAAUUCCUCUAAUAUCGCUUGCCCAUACUUCCGGUAUGAAGUAAAAAUAUUUAAUAUUUCUAGAUUACUCUUUUUAUGGGAAUUUUCUUAUCAAUUUUUCCCCUUAGAUAAUAGACUUCUUCAACGACCAAUAUGAUUUCAUCGAAAAAACGUGUUGGCGUUAGCGGAGUUCAGGGAAAAAGUAGACUAAAGUGCUACCCCGCAAUAAAUCCGGCCUAUUUAGCUGAGGACUUUACGAAAGAAUUCUCUGAUAUUUAUUCUAAGAAACUUGAUUACGAAAAUGAAAGUACAGAAGCGAAAAUUGUUAGUAAGCCAUUUCAAACUUGCUGCCUCCCAAACUUUUUGGAUAAUCAACAAUUUGUGAAAGAACUUAAGAAAGAACUUGAGGAACAAAUAUUUUAUGAAAAGAAUAAUGAUUUAUAUAAAUUUCAACAGACUUCUGAUUUCAAAAAACUGUCCACAGGUUAUGGUAAAGUUUUGAGAAAACUAUUCAAGCUCGAAGUAAGAAACUGGAUCUCAAAUUUAACUGGUAUACAGCUGUUGGACAAAGUUGAUAUGACUGGGUCUAAAUAUGAAUAUACAGAUUCCUUACUCUGUCAUGAUGAUGAAUUAGAAGGCCGAAGAAUCGCAUUUAUUUUAUACUUAGUUCCUCAUUGGAGAAAAGAGGAUGGUGGAGCAUUAGACUUAUUUGACACCGAUGAUAAUAACCAACCUAAAGAUGUCAUUGAAUCAUUAUUACCUUCUGAAAAUCAGUUAUCUUUCUUUGAAGUCUCUCCUAUAUCUUUUCAUCAGGUUGCCGAAGUUUUGUCCAAGGAUAAGACAAGACUAUCUAUCAAUGGUUGGUUUUAUGGAGCACCCUUUCCACGGCCAACCCCCUAUUUAGAACCUACAUUAACCAGACUAUCUCAAGCUCAGAUUUCGGAGGAUGUCUUCAGGAGUUGGAUUAAUCCUAUCUAUCUGCAAAGUAAAGUACAAAUAGAAAUAAAAGGAAAAUUCGAAGUAGAUUCGGAAAUUGAAUUAAAAGAUUUUCUGCAGGAUGAAAAAUAUAGCGCACUUGAAGAAGCUCUCAAAUCUGAGCAGAUGAAAUGGGUUAAGAGAGGACCAGCUAAUAAAAGAAACUAUUACUCAGGAGAUCCUAAAGAAUCGCCAGAAAUAAUACAAGAAUUUAUCAAUAUUCUUAAAUCAGAGGCGUUCUUUUUGACUGUGUCAAAUUUUACGGGUUUAAAAUAUCAUCAUUUGGCUGAGUUUGACGAUUCUAGUGAUGAAGACAUGGAGGACGACGAAGACGAUGAUGAUGAAUUUGAUGAAGCUGUUCCAGAUUUAGGAAUGGAUGACAAAGAAGAGGCAGUUGAAUUUGCCUCUCAUUUGCCACCAAUAAAGUCAAAUGAAUCAAAGAGACCAAGAAAUACUAGUGGCUCCCUGCAGCCGAAGAAGAUUCAACGAACUGAUGGUCAAGAAGAGGAAUCUGAAAGCGAAGCAACGUGUUCUGUUGAAGUAAGAAAAUGGGAGCAUGGAAGUUAUACUUUAGUUCAUGACAAUGACACAGAGCAAUCGUAUUAUGCUCUUGAUGCUAUUUUUUAUAGUUCUUGCCGCGAUUGGGAUAGCGAAUGUGGAGGUUACACAAGCUACAUCGCUAAGGAUGAAAAUGAAGAGCUAUUAAUGGUAAAUCCUGUUAAUAACUCGCUCGCUCUAGUCUACAGAGAUAAAGAUACUCUGAAAUUCGUCAAACAUCUUAACAAAAAGAUUAAAGACAGAUCGGACCCUAGAUUUUUCGACUUCAAUGUUGUAUUUUAUGAAUAA
Molecule: messenger RNA, 1841 nt
Organism: Dimorphilus gyrociliatus
Lineage: Eukaryota; Metazoa; Annelida; Polychaeta; Dinophilidae
Source: the annotation of a GenBank genome assembly